This is a messenger RNA of Physeter macrocephalus (sperm whale), 6107 nucleotides long. It is a transcript of the gene TOP2A, whose product is annotated as DNA topoisomerase II alpha. NCBI's taxonomy places the organism in Eukaryota, Metazoa, Chordata, Mammalia, Artiodactyla, Physeteridae. The transcript is spliced from 35 exons. Gene Ontology annotation, biological process: apoptotic chromosome condensation; DNA topological change; sister chromatid segregation. The coding region runs from base 132 to 4733 and encodes 1533 amino acids. The record is from RefSeq and is a predicted model, not a curated record. Gene Ontology annotation, cellular component: nucleus. Gene Ontology annotation, molecular function: ATP binding; DNA topoisomerase type II (double strand cut, ATP-hydrolyzing) activity; DNA binding.
UUCAAACCGGAGUGGAAGCGCUCUCCUAACCGACGAACGUCUGUGGAGACGCGGCUCGUUCCGUGAUUGUCUCAAAGGUCCCGUCGGCUUUGUCGCUUGCAGGGUUCUCGAGUGCCUUCACGACCGUCACCAUGGAGGUGUCGCCACUGCAGCCUGUAAAUGACAAUAUGCAAGUCAACAAAACAAAGAAAAAUGAAGAUGCUAAGAAAAGACUGUCUAUUGAAAGAAUCUAUCAAAAGAAGACACAACUGGAACAUAUUCUGCUCCGCCCAGACACCUACAUUGGCUCUGUGGAAUCAGUGACCCAGCAAAUGUGGGUUUACGAUGAAGAUAUUGGCAUUAACUGUAGGGAAGUCACUUUUGUUCCUGGUUUGUACAAAAUCUUUGAUGAGAUUCUAGUCAAUGCUGCAGACAACAAACAAAGAGACCCAAAAAUGUCUUGUAUUAGAGUCACAAUUGACCCGGAGAAUAAUUUAAUUAGUAUAUGGAAUAAUGGAAAAGGUAUUCCUGUUGUUGAACACAAAGUUGAGAAGAUGUAUGUCCCAGCUCUCAUCUUUGGACAGCUCCUAACUUCUAGUAACUAUGAUGAUGAAGAAAAGAAAGUAACAGGUGGUCGAAAUGGCUAUGGAGCCAAAUUGUGUAACAUAUUCAGUACCAAAUUUACUGUGGAAACAGCCAGUAGAGAAUACAAGAAAAUGUUCAAACAGACAUGGAUGGAUAACAUGGGGAGAGCUGGUGAGAUGGAACUCAGGCCCUUUAGUGGAGAAGAUUAUACAUGUAUUACCUUCCACCCUGAUUUGUCUAAGUUUAAAAUGCAAAGCCUAGACAAAGAUAUUGUUGCACUGAUGGUUAGAAGAGCGUAUGAUAUUGCUGGAUCCACUAAAGAUGUCAAGGUCUUUCUCAAUGGAAAUAAGCUUCCAAUAAAAGGAUUCCGUAGCUAUGUAGAUAUGUAUCUGAAGGAUAAGGUAGAUGAAACUGGCAAUCCACUGAAAAUUAUCCAUGAACAAGUAAACCCCAGGUGGGAAGUGUGUUUAACAAUGAGUGAAAAAGGCUUUCAACAAAUCAGCUUUGUCAACAGCAUUGCUACUUCCAAGGGUGGCAGACAUGUUGAUUAUGUAGCUGAUCAGAUUGUGACUAAACUUGUUGAUGUUGUGAAGAAAAAGAACAAGGGUGGUGUUGCAGUAAAAGCACAUCAGGUAAAAAAUCACAUGUGGAUUUUUGUGAAUGCCUUAAUUGAAAACCCAACCUUCGACUCCCAGACAAAAGAGAACAUGACUUUACAAGUCAAGAGCUUUGGAUCAACAUGCCAACUGAGUGAAAAAUUCAUCAAAGCUGCAACUGGCUGUGGUAUUGUAGAAAGCAUACUAAAUUGGGUGAAAUUUAAGGCCCAAGUCCAGUUAAACAAGAAGUGUUCAGCUGUAAAACAUAACAGAAUCAAAGGAAUUCCCAAACUUGAUGAUGCCAAUGAUGCAGGAGGCCGAAACUCCACUGAGUGUACACUUAUCCUGACAGAGGGAGACUCAGCUAAAACUUUGGCUGUUUCAGGCCUUGGUGUGGUUGGGAGAGACAAGUACGGGGUUUUCCCCCUAAGAGGAAAAAUGCUUAAUGUUCGAGAAGCUUCUCAUAAGCAGAUAAUGGAAAAUGCUGAAAUUAACAAUAUAAUCAAGAUUGUGGGUCUUCAGUACAAGAAAAACUAUGAAGAUGAAGAUUCAUUGAAGACUCUGCGUUACGGGAAGAUAAUGAUUAUGACAGAUCAGGACCAAGACGGUUCCCAUAUCAAAGGCUUGCUGAUUAAUUUUAUCCAUCAUAACUGGCCCUCUCUUCUGCGACAUCGUUUUCUGGAGGAAUUUAUCACUCCCAUUGUAAAGGUGUCUAAAAACAAGCAAGAAGUGGCAUUCUAUAGCCUUCCUGAGUUUGAAGAAUGGAAGAGUUCUACGCCAAAUCAUAAAAAAUGGAAAGUCAAGUAUUACAAAGGUUUGGGCACCAGCACAUCAAAAGAAGCUAAAGAGUACUUUGCAGAUAUGAAAAGACAUCGUAUCCAAUUCAAAUAUUCAGGUCCUGAAGAUGAUGCUGCAAUCAGCCUGGCCUUUAGCAAAAAACAGAUAGAUGAUCGAAAGGAAUGGUUAACUCAUUUCAUGGAAGAUAGAAGGCAACGAAAGUUACUUGGCCUUCCUGAGGAUUACUUAUAUGGGCAAACUACCACGUAUCUGACAUACAAUGACUUCAUAAACAAGGAACUUAUCCUGUUCUCAAAUUCUGAUAAUGAGAGGUCUAUCCCAUCUAUGGUGGAUGGUUUGAAACCAGGUCAGAGAAAGGUUUUGUUUACAUGUUUCAAACGGAAUGACAAGCGAGAGGUGAAGGUUGCCCAGUUAGCUGGGUCAGUAGCUGAGAUGUCCUCUUAUCAUCAUGGUGAGAUGUCACUAAUGAUGACCAUUAUCAAUUUGGCUCAGAACUUUGUGGGUAGCAAUAAUCUGAACCUCUUGCAGCCCAUUGGUCAGUUUGGUACCAGGCUGCAUGGUGGCAAGGAUUCUGCUAGUCCUCGAUACAUCUUCACAAUGCUCAGCCCUUUGGCUCGGUUGUUAUUUCCACCAAAAGAUGAUCACACGUUAAAGUUUUUAUAUGAUGACAACCAACGUGUUGAGCCUGAAUGGUACAUUCCUAUUAUACCCAUGGUGCUGGUAAAUGGCGCUGAAGGAAUUGGUACUGGCUGGUCCUGCAAAAUCCCCAACUUUGAUGUUCGUGAAGUUGUGAAUAAUAUCAGACGUUUGAUGGAUGGAGAAGAACCUUUGCCAAUGCUUCCAAGUUACAAGAACUUCAAGGGUACUAUUGAAGAGCUGGCUCCAAAUCAAUAUGUGAUUAGUGGUGAAGUGGCUAUUCUUAAUUCUACAACCAUUGAAAUCUCAGAGCUUCCCAUCAGAACAUGGACCCAGACAUAUAAAGAACAGGUUCUAGAACCCAUGUUGAAUGGCACUGAGAAGACACCCCCUCUGAUAACAGAUUAUAGGGAAUACCACACAGACACCACUGUGAAGUUUGUUGUGAAGAUGACUGAAGAAAAACUGGCAGAGGCAGAGAGAGUUGGACUACACAGAGUCUUCAAACUCCAAACUAGUCUCACAUGCAACUCUAUGGUGCUUUUUGACCACGUAGGCUGUUUAAAGAAAUACGACACAGUGUUGGAUAUUCUAAGAGACUUCUUUGAACUCAGGCUUAAAUAUUAUGGAUUAAGAAAAGAGUGGCUUCUAGGAAUGCUUGGUGCUGAAUCUGCUAAACUGAAUAAUCAGGCUCGCUUUAUCUUAGAGAAAAUAGAUGGCAAAAUAAUCAUCGAAAACAAGCCUAAGAAAGAAUUAAUUAAAGUUCUGAUUCAAAGAGGCUAUGAUUCGGAUCCUGUGAAGGCUUGGAAAGAAGCCCAGCAAAAGGUUCCAGAUGAAGAAGAAAAUGAAGAGAGUGACAAUGAAAAGGAAACUGAAAAGAGAGACUCUGUAACAGAUUCUGGACCAACCUUCAACUACCUUCUUGAUAUGCCUCUUUGGUAUCUAACCAAGGAAAAGAAAGAUGAACUGUGCAAACUAAGAAAUGAAAAAGAGCAAGAGCUAGAAACAUUAAAGAGAAAGAGUCCAUCAGAUUUGUGGAAAGAAGAUUUGGCUGCUUUUAUUGAAGAGCUGGAGGCUGUUGAAGCAAAGGAGAAACAAGAUGAACAAAUAGGACUUCCUGGGAAAGGUGGGAAAGCAAAGGGGAAAAAAACACAAAGGGCAGAAGUUUUGCCUUCUCCAUGUGGAAAAAGAGUCAUCCCCCAAGUGACCAUAGAGAUGAAAGCAGAGGCAGAAAAGAAAAUUAAAAAAAAAAUUAAGAAUGAAAAUACUGAAGGAAGCCCUCAAGAGGAUGGGAUGGAAAUAGAAGGCUUAAAACAGAGAUUAGAAAAGAAACAGAAAAGAGAACCAGGUACCAAGACAAAGAGACAAACUACAUUGCCAUUUAAACCAGUCAAGAAAGCCAAAAAAAGAAACCCCUGGUCUGAUUCAGAAUCAGAUAUGAGCAGUAACGAAAGUAAUUUUGAUGUCCCUCCCCGAGAAAAAGAGCCACGGAGAGCAGCAACAAAAACCAAAUUCACAAUGGAUUUGGAUUCAGAUGAAAAUUUCUCAGAUUUUGAUGAAAACAGUCAAGAUGAAGAUUUUGUCCCAUCAGAUGCUAGUCCACCUAGGACCAAAACUUCCCCAAAACAUACUAACAAAGAACUGAAGCCACAGAAAAGUGCCACAUCAGAAACGGACCUUAAUGAUGAUGAUGCCAAGGAUAAUGUACCACUUCCUCCAAGCUCUCCUGCUGCUGAUUUCCCAGCUUUAACUAAAACCAUAAACCCUGUUCCUAAAAAGAAUGUGACAGUGAAGAAGACAGCAGCAAAAAGUCAGUCUUCCACCUCUACUACAGGGGCCAAAAAAGGGGCUGCACCAAAAAGAACCAAAAAGGAUCCAGACUUGGAUUCUGAUGUCUCUAAAAAGCCUAAUCCCCCCAAAACCAAGAGUCGCCGCAAAAGGAAGCUGUCCACUUCUGAUGAUUCUGACUCUAAUUUUGAGAAAAUGAUUUCUAAAACAGUCACAAGCAAGAAACCCAAGGAGGACAGCGAUGACUUCCAUCUGGACUUAGACUCAGCUGUGGCUUCUCGGGCAAAAUCUGGACGGACAAAGAAACCUAUAAAGUACCUCGAAGAAUCAGAUGAAGAUGAUCUGUUUUAAAAUGGGAGGUGAUUAUUUUAAGUAAUUGUCUUAUUGACCCCAAGACUGGUUUUAAAGUUACGUGAAUCUCUCAGUUUCCUCCCCUCUGAAUUUAGUUUGGGGAAGGUAGUUUUAAUUCAGAACCAUCAAAGUGAAGUAGAGCCCAAGUGUCCCUUAUCUUUAUAUAAUACUGUCUAAGUAGUGACCAUCUCGUGGGAUUGUUUUUUUCUCUGCUUUGUAUAUGUAUUGAGUCUGUUUUCUUUUGCCUUUUAAAUCUGAUUUUAGGUUCUUCUGGCCUGUAGAGACAGUUGUGUGGUCACUUCAGCAUAAUGUAGUUUGACCACUCAUUAAGCUAAAAUUGGAGCACUUUGACAUAAAAGUUUCUACUCUGCCUACUUUCUGUAAAUAUGAGAUACAGCAUGAUUAAUUUCUCUGUUUUAUCUUAGUUUCAUAGAUAAUUUUCCAUCAGAUAGAACUCUAUGUAGUUCCAGUACCAAAUACUCCUCGCUCAGCCUUUUAUGUGCUGAAUUUUUAAGCAGUGAAAAAUUGUUCAUAUUCUUCAUAUCUUUUUGAAUAAGCUGAAGAAAAACACCGUGGCUGUGUCUAUAUAACCUCAACACAGUCAAUCGGAUUAAGAAAAUUAGACCCUAAGUUGAGAUUAUCUCAACUCUUGACUUGUCCCCUCUGGCUGCCUGUGAGUCUGAAUCUCCCAAGGAACAAAUUUCUAGGAGGGCACUAGAUUGCAGAAGAGUCGGGGACAGCAUUCUCUCAAAGAUCUUAUAUAUUAUAUUGAUGCCAUACUCAGCAGCGAGCUGUUACAUCCAAUUUGAGGAAAUCUCCAUAAUUUUCAACUUGUAAACUUUUUAAGACCUUCCUACAUUCGUUAUAUGUGUGUGAGUUGAGUGGUGUUAUCAAUGUUUUUGUAAAUAUUUACUAUGUUUUUCUAUUUAGCUUAAUUCCAACAAUUUUGUGCUUUAAUAAAAUGUUGUAGACAUUGCAGCCCGUGAUUGUUGCCCAUUUUUCCCCCUGCACUACACUCUUUUCCUUAGUCUAAAAUAUAUCCUUCUUCACUAUUCACUGUAAAAUAGUUUUGAGAACUAUUCUGAUCAUUUUCUGAUGUGCCUGCUCCUGGCCAUAGUGAUAGUUCUGAGAGAGAGGCACCAUGACCUAACUGGGGCCAACCAGGUUUAUUCCUGAGAUUUUUAAACGUGGGUGCUAAAUUCAUCUCUUCCACACUCAAAAGGCAUUGGCCCUACAUCAAUAAAUAACUUUAAAUAUAAACUUAUUUUUUUUUAAUGAUUCCCUACUUUAAUAAUAUUCUGAUAGACUAGUCAACUGCUUGAUGAUAUCGGUAAGUUAUAUUGGGGCAACUGGCUAAUCAUUUAGGGGAAAAAA